Messenger RNA from Mangifera indica (mango), 2569 nucleotides. RefSeq names its product probable sulfate transporter 3.3. Gene Ontology annotation, biological process: transmembrane transport. NCBI's taxonomy places the organism in Eukaryota, Viridiplantae, Streptophyta, Magnoliopsida, Sapindales, Anacardiaceae. The record is from RefSeq and is a predicted model, not a curated record. The coding region runs from base 304 to 2196 and encodes 630 amino acids. The transcript is spliced from 13 exons. Gene Ontology annotation, cellular component: membrane.
UAUACAGAUCGAAACAGGUGGUUCUAUAAUUUAACUUGCGUCCGUCGCUAUCUUUGGGCAACUUCUAGCAGUCAACAUGUACAACAAUCAGUCUAUCUUCAUCAUAAAAAUUAUAACCAUCUUAUAGAAGUGCACAACCUCUGACCAAGAGAGAAUAUGUCUAUUAAUGCCAUUAAAGAAAGGCAUUAAAACAUGCCAAUUUCUGCCUUCCACAAUUUUCAUAAGGCUCAUAUGUAACAAAACCCUUCAACCUGAGAAUUGCAGAUCCAUAAAACAAGUUAAAUUCUCGUUCAUUUCUCAUCUAUGGAGCCAAAUUGUAGCACCAACACUGACAUACACCAACACCGGCGCCAUGAUUCUGAGCAUUGCAGCUUGGAAAUAACGCCAAUGGAGGUGCACAGAGUGGUGCCACCACCUCACAAAACGACCAUGCAGAAGCUCAAAACAAGGCUCAAAGAAAUCUUCUUCCCUGAUGACCCUUUGCGCCGAUUCAAAGGUCAGUCUUCAAAGAAGAAAUGGAUCCUUGGAGCUGAAUACAUCUUCCCUGUUCUCGAAUGGGGGCCUAGUUACAGCUUCAAACUCUUCAAAUCCGAUUUCGUCUCUGGCCUCACCAUUGCCAGCUUAGCCAUCCCUCAGGGUAUCAGUUACGCUAAACUGGCUAGUCUGCCUCCCAUAGUUGGCCUCCAUUCUAGCUUUGUGCCACCUCUUGUUUAUGCGGUUCUUGGAAGCUCCAGGGACCUGGCAGUCGGACCAGUUUCGAUUGCUUCUUUGAUUCUGGGAUCAAUUCUCGGCCAAGAAGUUUCUCCCACAAACGACCCUCUUUUGUUUCUGCAACUGGCGUUUACUGCAACUUUUUUUGCCGGUUUUGUUCAAGCUUCUCUGGGAUUUUUGAGACUUGGAUUUCUCAUUGACUUCCUUUCGAAGGCAAUUCUUAUUGGAUUCAUGGCGGGUGCCGCCAUAAUUGUUUCGCUGCAACAGCUUAAAAGCCUCCUUGGAAUCACUCAUUUCACUAAACAAAUGGGUCUGGUUCCUGUAAUGACAUCUGUUUUUCACACAACUAAUGAGUGGUCAUGGCAAACAAUACUGAUGGGCUUUUGCUUUCUAGGGUUCCUUCUUGUAACAAGACACGUCGGCAUGAAAAGACCAAAACUCUUCUGGGUAUCAGCUGGAGCCCCUCUUGUCUCUGUCGUCAUUUCUACCCUUCUGGUUUUUGCAUUCAAGGCUCAACAUCAUGGCAUCGGCAUAAUCGGAAAAUUGCAAGGAGGACUAAAUCCCCCAUCAUGGAAAAUGUUGAGGUUUCAUGCAAACCAUCUGGGAUUAGUGAUGAAAACUGGACUUGUCACUGGCAUUAUUUCUCUCACUGAAGGAAUUGCAGUUGGAAGGACUUUUGCAGCUCUUAAAGAUUAUAAAGUUGAUGGUAACAAGGAAAUGAUAGCGAUAGGGCUUAUGAACAUGGUUGGCUCCUCCACUUCAUGCUACAUUACAACAGGCUCAUUUUCGAGGUCUGCUGUCAAUCACAAUGCAGGCGCCAAGACAGCGGUGUCGAAUGUGGUAAUGUCAGUGACGGUUAUGGUGACUCUCCUCUUCCUCACGCCACUCUUCCAGUACACACCAAAUGUUGUUCUGGGUGCCAUCAUUGUGUCAGCAGUGGUUGGCCUCAUCAACAUUCCAGCCGCUUGCCAGGUUUGGAAGAUUGACAAAUUCGACUUCCUUGUUAUGUUGUGUGCAUUCUUUGGUGUCAUUUUCAUUUCUGUUGAAGGAGGCCUUGCAAUCGCAGUUGGGAUAUCAAUUUUCAAGAUCCUCAUACAAAUUACUCGGCCGAAAACAGUGAUGUUGGGGAACAUCCCCGGGACAGAUAUUUACCGGAAUCUUCACCAUUACAAGGAAGCCAUGAGGGUGCCUGGUUUUCUUAUUUUAAGCAUUGAAGCUCCAAUUAACUUUGCAAACACCACAUAUCUAAAUGAAAGGAUUUCGCGCUGGAUCGAUGAAUAUGAAGAUGAAGAAGAUUUGAAAAAGCAGUUAAGCCUUAGAUUUGUGAUUUUGGAUAUGUCAGCUGUCAGUGCCAUUGACACAAGUGGAAUUUCUUUCUUCAAAGAUAUAAGGACAACAAUGGAAAAAAAGGGUAUUGAGUUGAUAAUGAUAUUGAUGGUGAUCAGUAUGAUGUCCACAGCUUGUGUUGGUGAAUCCUCUGGCUGAAGUAAUAGAAAAAUUGCAGAGAUCAGAUGAAGCUGCAGAUUUUAGCAGAUCAGACGGCCUGUUCUUGACAGUGGCAGAGGCUGUGGCUUCACUUUCAUUAUCAAUUACAGGCCAGUCUUCCACCCAUGUAUGACAACACAAAAGACAUUCAUAUGUUGUAGCCCAAAUAAUUCUUAUUAUAAAUUUCCCUGCUUUAGCUUGGAGAAUUGUUAACAUUAUUGCAAAUAUAGGUAGUUUGGAAAUCAUCAUGGACAGGGCCUUGACUGGAUAAGAGGUCAAUCUAAGUCAAAUCUGAUCUAGUCAACCAUCACUGAUGAAAUAUGUAAAUAAAUAUUUGAUUAAUAUUAAACUAUAUUGGACAUUUAUGUGAUAA